Suillus bovinus is the source of this 1127-nucleotide messenger RNA. RefSeq lists its product as uncharacterized. The coding region runs from base 355 to 975 and encodes 206 amino acids. NCBI's taxonomy places the organism in Eukaryota, Fungi, Basidiomycota, Agaricomycetes, Boletales, Suillaceae. The record is from RefSeq and is a predicted model, not a curated record. The transcript is spliced from 2 exons.
CCGAGACUUCCGAGUGUGUUGUAUCCGACGGAACUUCAUAUCAACUUCCGUUCACAGUUUUAAGGACGGCUACCGAAGGCUAUGUCUAUUCUAACUCUCCUUCAAACUUCAUUAUCUCAACACCCACCAGUACUACUUUGAUCAUUAAUCGUCCUAUCAUGCUAGAGAAAUUUACAAAGAAAAUCGUCGAUUCGUUAUUGCGCUCAGAUAGGGGGAGCAAUGAUCUGGAUGGACAAACGGUGGGUUGUCGUAUUUCUUCAAUUGAAACAUUCUCAUGUUCAGUGUGGCUAGGCUGAAAUCGAGUCCAAUGGCACCGACAUUCGUCCUGAUGUUGACAGUCACUGGGCGUCUGCCAUGGCAGACACAAUUCAAGUUUUAGGUUGCGGCUGUAUCUGGUGUAGGAGAAAUACCGAUUUGGACGAAGACUCGGUGGAAAGGGAGCAGCUGAGUCAAUCUCCACAUCCUCGCAUCCGCCCACGGAAGGUGUGCUAUUCGCCAAUGGCUACGGAAAGCGGGGUUUUGGAGGUGUUGUAUCCACCAUCAUAUCUUGACACUCCUACGGUUCUCGACCCUGAGGCUGGUCCUCCUGCUUAUGAGCUGCGACCCACAGUACCUCCAAACACUCCGCAAGACCAACCACCCUUGAUUUCUUCUCAGGAUGGCGGUGAUCUCGUCCCGUUUACACCUCGCCUUCAACAACUCGCUCCUGAAGGUGUUCCAACUCAUUCUGCGGACCGUGUAUCAUCAUUCCACUCGUCCCAUACUCCCCUUGACCCAAGCGCACAAUCUCAUUUUCGUCACCCAUCACCGCGGAUUGUCCGACAACCAAUCAUUGGCCUUGGACUGGAGUCUAUAAAUGGAGACGGUACUGUUGAGCCUCCGGCAUACAGCCGGUUCGAUUCUGCACGGCCCCGGUUCCCAGCUGCUUCUGACAUCCUGGGACCGUAUCCACAUAUCUCAAUGCUUUCCUCAUGAUUUAGAGGGUUUGAGUUCCCACACGAGGACUUGUGUAAUCUUCAUGUAUCAAAAGCAUAUCCGAUGUAUCCCUAGAUCUCAUUACUCUCUACAUUGCUAUGUAGGAUGUUGACUCCUAAUUAUUUCUGAGUCCUGACUCAGUCAUUGAUUAA